GGGAGCGGUGCACACCGCGGGAGCGCAGUCCCAGUCCAGGGUCGCUGGAUCGCGGGCCCUUGAGGCCUCCCUCCUGCCUCUCCGCCUCUCCACCUCUCCCGGCUGGCCUUGAAACCUCGUCCAGCCUCACCACCCUCGCCAGUCCCCAGAGGUGUUUUUGGAAAAAGAAAAGCACAAUUCGGAUGGGAGAAAGGACAUGAGGAGACUAAAAAUCUGAAAUUUUGCUGAUCAGAAUGAAACCAAUGUUGAAAGACUUUUCAAAUCUAUUGUUGGUGGUGCUCUGUGACUAUGAAACUUGGGGACCGUGGCAGCCGUGGAGCCAAUGAGGCGCUACAUGUGGGGAUGGUGUCAGAGAACGUCGCUGAGUCUGUCUCACUUCCUUCCCCUCCAGACCUGGCUGCCCUGGAGUGUCCUCGGAGGCCUCCCCAUGUUCCCUGGAGGAGUGUGCUGCUUCCGGGCCAGCCAGCUCAUCCCCCCUUCCACCCCAGGGUCCGGCAAAGUCCAACAAUAUCGUGACGGUCACUGGGAUAUCCCUGUGCCUCUUCAUCAUCAUUGCCACCGUCCUCAUCACUCUGUGGAGGAGGUUUGGCCGGUCCCCCAAAUGCAGCACCCCGGCUCGACACAACUCCAUCCAUUCCCCCAGCUUCCGGAAGAACUCCGAUGAGGAGAACAUCUGCGAGCCAAGGGAGCAGCGGGGAAGCUUCUCGGAUGGGGGUGAUGGGCCUGGGGGGAGCCCAGGGGACACGGGUAUCCCUCUGACCUACAGGCGCAGUGUGCAGGUGACUCCUGAGGAUGACGCCUCUGGCAGCGAGAGCUUUCAGUCCAAUGCACAGAAGAUAAUCCCCCCUCUGUUCAGCUACCGCCUUGCCCAGCAGCAGCUGAAGGAGAUGAAGAAGAAAGGACUGACGGAGACCACCAAAGUGUACCAUGUGUCUCAGAGUCCCCUGACAGACACCGCCAUAGACUCUGCGGCCGGUCCUCCCUUAGACUUGGAAAGCCCAGAAGAAGCUGCAGCAAGUAAGUUCCGGAUCAAGUCUCCAUUUCUGGACCAGCCUGUGAGGCUGGGGAGUGGCGGGGAAAGGCUUCCCUCCAGGCUAGAUUUCAACAUGUCUCAGGCCAGUUGUGCCAUCAGCUCCAGCCAGACUCUGAUCCGCAAGUCCCAGUUGAGGCACACGAGUGGCAGAGGGGCCUCAUCAGAAAGGAGCCACCCCAGGAAUUCCCAUUUCAGGAGGACGGCUAGUUUUCAUGAGACCAAGCAACCCCGACCAUUCCAGGAGAGGAGCAUGUCCACUCUGACUCCAGGGCAGGCCCCCACCUACAGUUCUAGGAUGCGUACCUGGGACCAGGCAGAGGACAGGUUUAGGCCUCCGAGUCGAGGGGCUCACCUGGUUCCUGAGAAACUGGAGCUUUUCCAAGGAGCAGGUGGAAUCAGUGGUCCAUUGAGCCCUCUCCCUAAACCCUACACCAUGGAGCAGCCUGUGAGGAAAGCAGACCUGGGGGAUUGCCAGGCAGGACUAGUGGCAGGAGUGGAGAGAACAGAGCCCCACAGAGCUCGGAGUCACAGGAGUGUCUCAAGGAAGCAGUCUUCCCCCACGUCUCCCAAAGAUAGCUACCAGAGGGUUAGUCCACUGAGCCCUUCUCCAUAUAGGAAAGACAAGUGUCAGAGCUUUCCGGCCCAGCCGUUUGCCUUCUAUGACAACACAUCUUUUGGCCUCACUGAGGCUGAGCAAAGGAUGCUGGACCUCCCCGGAUAUUUUGGCUCAAACGAAGAGGAUGAAACCACCAGUACCCUUAGUGUGGAAAAGCUGGUCAUCUAGGUCAAGAAUCUGCCUGAGACUUCACACAAUAGGCGUCCUUUACUCAGGUUGCACUAUCAACUGCUCCCGUAGCUCCGUGGACUAUUUUGCGUAAUGGUUUCGUGAGGCAGAAUGUGGGAAGGGAGUUGCUCACACACUGGGGGGACAUGUGCAUAUGCAUGUGUUUUAAUUCAUAAGGAAGAAGUUAUUGAUCCUGAACUUUUCUUUUUGCUACCCUAUUUCUAUUGGCUUAUUACUAAUAGCAAUAAUAAAAUUUAAACUAAAGCAAAAAAAAAAAAAAAAAAGAAAUGUUUUAAGGGGGAGGAAGUAACUCCUAAAAGAGGACCUCAGAGGACCUCCAUUCUAUCCAAGAAGUAGAGUGUCUGACAUCUACCGAGAGGAAAGGGGCAGAGUGGGAAAAAGGGUUAGGAAUAACCUACUAUGGAGGACAUAGGAAUGGGAAGAAUCUCAGUUCACAAGUGGAUGUAACUGAAAUAUAUUCAAUUUUACUUGCUAUCAUUGGCUAAACUCCCUGCUAAAAGAACUAGUAUAGAUUUCCUUUAGACUCGGGGCAGAAUGAACAAUACAUGAAAUCAGAAAAACAUGCAAUCAAUGUACAUAAACAGAACAGCAACAGUCCUCUAGAGCCUCUACCUUCCUGAAAAAGUGCUUGCCUCUGUUCUCUAACCCCUUUCUCUAUACCUCUUCAAUUUUUUUUAACAAGGUUCUGAAGUUAUAAAUUUUAUUAUUAGUAGGGAUUACUGUGAAAAUCACUGAGAUUUAUGAGAUCCACAAAAAUGAAAAUCUCUCAAGCAACUUGUAAGGUGUUUUAGCAAGACCUUUCAAUCAUGUGUUUUAGAUAUUAUCAUUUUACAUGAUGAAAGAUGAAAUGCAUUUUCAACAUUUAGAAUUAUGACCAUAAUAGUAAUGAACACCACAUAACUCUCUGAUCCGGUAUGUAAAUUAUUUUUUAAUAACAGUACUAAAUUAUUACUAACCUUCACUCAGACAUUUUUAUUAAUAAGACCUUAGUUUAGAAAGCAGCCUAUGGCAUUGUUGUAUAUCAAUAACUGGUGUUCACAUAACUCUUAGAUUCUUACAUUGAUUUUUAUGUGUUAUGUUCAUCUCCUAGAUCCGUUACACAAAUGGCACAAAAUAAUGAUUGAAAUCUUUUUAACAACUCUCUACUUAGCUUCCUAAGCCUUGAAAACACAUUUUCCUUUUCUACUGAUUGUCUUUCAAAUAUGUAAAGAUAAUUUUACAUUCCCUUCUUUUCUUCAGGGUGAAGAAACCUAAUGAUUUUCUCAAGAUGGUUUUGAGAGUUUAGUGUUAAAAUUUAGGUACCUCCUAAUUUUUUUUUUGGGGGGGUGCUGGGGAUUGAAUUCAGGGGUAUUUGACAACUGAGCCACAUCCCCAACCUUAUUUUGUACUUUAUUCAGAGACAGGGUCUCACUAAAUUGCUCAGGGCCUCGCUAAGUUGCUGAGGCUGGCUUUGAACUCCCAAUCCUUCUGUUUCAGUCUCCUGAGCCACUGGGAUUACAGGCGUGUGCCAAUGUGCCCAAUUCCCCCUAAGUAUUUUCAAAACAGAAAAAAUACACGUUAUAUAUCUGCCCAGCAUAUGAACAUAUGGAGGAAGGCUAGUAAAUUCAGUAACAUAUCCUAUGUCCAUUGAAUUACAGCAUGCCUGCAAACUAUGUUUUCUUAUUCUCACAAUUUAUCACUGAGAAAAUGGAGUCAAUGGAGCCAAAGAGACAUGAAACAACCUGUCACAGUGAAGCCAGAUUUAAAGUUAGGUAUCAAGUAAGAUCUAAAAUGGAGGCCAUGCUAACAAUGAUUCCAGGGAAACACAGGACAACUCAUGAAAUGUUAAUGAAG
This is a messenger RNA of Ictidomys tridecemlineatus (thirteen-lined ground squirrel), 3671 nucleotides long. The record is from RefSeq and is a predicted model, not a curated record. Lineage: Eukaryota; Metazoa; Chordata; Mammalia; Rodentia; Sciuridae.